ACAAAUCAAAGCAAAAUUCUAAAUGAGAGAAUAAACCAAAAGAAGCAUUUCUCUGGCACACUAUCAGUGGAUAUUUGUUGGAAACAUCAUGUCAAAAUGCAGUGACACGACACCUCAAAUACCGCUCGUAUUGGAAGCCGAGACCCAAACAACGCCCCAGUACUCCUUCAGCGAUAUUGAACUUGUCGAGGAAGAGCAGGAGCAGACAACGCCGGAGUACUCUUACAGUGAUGUCGAAGAGCAGGAGCUGGAGCAGCCACUUGGGUUGCCCUCGAACUGUGGGGAGGUCUCCUACGAGCGCCGCAAGAAGAGGCUGCGACACAGUCUGAAGGAGUGCUGCUUCUGUGUGGAUCUGCGGGUGGGCUGCUGCUUCAUGGGUUUAUUCGAGAUGUGCUCCUCGGCGAUGUGCCUGCUGUUUGGGGAAAGUAAUUUGCUGCUGUAUGUUGGUCGUCUCGGCUACAUGGUGUACCUCAUCGGAUCGGCAAUGCUGACAGUUGGCGCUUUGCUGGAAUGGCAUUGUCUCGUUAGGAUCUAUCUCUUCGCGAAUGUGGUGCAUCUGCUGCUGUGCCCCCUGUUCAUCCUUCAGCAUGCCCAGCGAACUUGUUUGUAUUGCUACUACGAAAUACUUUUCCUUUCUCUGCUACUGAUCCUCGGUCUGUACUUUGAGCUGGUGGCCUACUCCUAUCUGGUGCAGAUUCAGUGGCAGCAUUCCCGUUUCUACAGGCCAUUUGCCAGAACGGCAAGGGACGGCGUACGUAGAUGCCGAAGGCAGGAUAUUGAGGAGAAAGAGCCGUCAGUGGAGAGUCAGCAGCAGAGCCAGCGCCCGAGCCAUGUGGAUUUGAUUGAAGAACCUUCCAAUUACCAGCAAUCAGUGCUGUAAGUCACAGAGCAACGGCGCUGUUAACGGCACAGAGCAACGGCGCUGUUAACGGCACAGAGCAACGGCGCUGUUAACGACGCAUAAUAACAGGCUGUUACCGCUCUCAGCUAACAGUCUGCUCCAGGCUCUCGUGAUAACAGCAAAGAAAUACUUCUACAGAGCGAAGUUUAAAACGAA
Messenger RNA from Drosophila guanche, 1057 nucleotides. RefSeq lists its product as uncharacterized. The coding region runs from base 89 to 880 and encodes 263 amino acids. The record is from RefSeq and is a predicted model, not a curated record. The transcript is spliced from 4 exons. Lineage: Eukaryota; Metazoa; Arthropoda; Insecta; Diptera; Drosophilidae.